AUGAACAAAUGUUGUCUAAGGCUAUUCACUGGCCUUCAGCAAGAUCAUGGUCAGAACUCACAAUCUCAAUCUCGCAACUUCAGGUCUAUUAUGAAUGCACUCCCAAAUCUCUCUUUCAUCUUAGAGGCAACAGCUGCAGCCACCCGAAUUUUUGAGAUCACUGACCGGAUUCCAGAAAUAGACUCUGAAAAUGAAAAAGGGAAAAUUCUUGCAUAUGUGAGAGGAGAAAUUGAAUUUAAAGAGGUUGAAUUCAGUUACCCAUCAAGACCCACUACCAAGAUUCUUCAAGGGUUCAAUCUUAAAGUGAAAGCUGGUAAAACAGUAGGCCUUGUUGGAGGUAGUGGUUCGGGCAAAUCCACAAUCAUUUCCUUGCUUGAAAGAUUCUAUGACCCUGUCAAAGGAAAUAUUCUCCUGGACGGACACAAAAUAAAGAGGCUUCAGCUUAAGUGGUUGAGAUCUCAAAUAGGUCUGGUCAAUCAAGAACCAGUCCUCUUCGCCACAUCCAUAAAGGAGAAUAUUCUGUUUGGCAAAGAAGGAGCUCCAUUGGAACUUGUUGUAAGAGCAGCUAAGGCAGCAAAUGCCCAUGGUUUCAUCUCCAAAUUGCCUCAAGGAUAUGAAACUCAAGUUGGGCAAUUUGGAAUUCAGUUGUCUGGAGGGCAAAAGCAAAGGAUUGCCAUUGCAAGGGCUUUAAUAAGAGACCCAAGAAUCCUUCUUCUUGAUGAAGCUACAAGCGCUUUGGAUGCAGAGUCUGAAAGAAUAGUACAGGAAGCACUGGAUCAAGCUUCCUUAGGAAGGACAACAAUCAUGAUUGCCCAUCGCCUCUCGACGAUCCAUAAGGCCGACAUAAUAGUGGUUCUUCAAUCAGGAAGAGUGGUUGAAUCGGGUUCUCACAAUGAUCUGAUCCAGAUGAACAAUGGACAAGGAGGGGCCUAUAGCAGAAUGUUGCAAUUGCAGCAAUCAGCUAUGCAAAGUAACUCCAGUUUCUAUCGUCCAGCGGAUGGCACAAGCCAUAGCAGAACGAUGAGUGCCCAGACUCCGGUAAGUGUGACCUCAAGCUUGCCAAGCAGUCCAGCUUUCCUCUUUAGCCCAGCAUUUUCCAUUAGCAUGGCACCCUCCAUCCAACUGCAUUCCUACGAUGAAAGUGACAGUGAAAACCUGGAGAAAUCUUCUUACCCUCCUUGGCAAUGGCGUUUGGUGAAAAUGAAUUUACCAGAGUGGAAGAGAGGCUUGAUUGGGUGUAUAGGGGCUGCAGUCUUUGGAGCAAUUCAGCCAACCCAUGCCUAUUGCUUGGGAACAGUUGUCUCAGUCUACUUCCUAAAAGACGAUUCAUCCAUCAAAUCACAAACCAAAUUCUAUUGCUUCAUCUUCUUAGGCCUGGCGGUUCUCAGCUUCAUAGCAAAUCUCCUCCAACAUUACAAUUUUGCAAUCAUGGGAGAGCGUUUAAUUAAAAGAGUGCGGGAGAAGAUGCUUGGAAAGGUUCUUACAUUUGAGAUUGGGUGGUUCGAUCAAGAUGAGAAUACAAGUGCAGCCAUCUGUGCACGGUUAGCCACUGAAGCCAACAUGGUUCGGUCGCUGAUUGGAGAUCGUAUAUCAUUGCUGGUUCAGGUUUUCUUCAGUGCUUCUCUCGCUUUUAUGGUUGGAUUAAUAGUCACAUGGAGAUUAGCUAUUGUAAUGAUAGCCAUGCAGCCUCUACUCAUUGGGAGCUUCUAUUCGAAGAGUGUUCUGAUGAAGAGUAUGUCUGAAAAGGCCCUGAAAGCACAAAAUGAAGGAAGCCAACUAGCAAGUGAAGCAGCUGUUAACCACAGGACCAUCACUGCCUUUUCCUCUCAGCAAAGAAUAUUGGGUCUGUUUGGAGCCACAAUGGAAGGCCCCAAGAAGGAGAAUAUCAAACAGUCAUGGAUUUCAGGCUUUGGUCUCUUCAGCUCACAGUUUCUGACAACAGCCUCUAUAGCUUUGACUUACUGGUAUGGAGGGAGGCUAAUGAUUCAUGGAUUAAUAACCCCAAAGCACCUGUUUCAAGCUUUCUUCAUCCUGAUGAGCACCGGUAAGAACAUUGCAGAUGCAGGAAGCAUGACUUCUGAUUUGGCCAAAGGGAGCAGGGCCAUGAGAUCUGUUUUUGCAAUCCUAGACAGGCAAAGUAAGAUUGAACCUGAAGAUCCAGAAAGAAUCAUGGUUAACAAGGCAAUUAAGGGCUGCAUAGAACUCAAGAACGUAUUCUUCUCAUACCCAACAAGGCCUGACCAAAUGAUCUUCAAGGGGCUCUCUCUCAGAAUUGAAGCUGGUAAAACAGCUGCACUUGUGGGAGAGAGUGGUUCAGGAAAAUCCACUGUCAUUGGGCUGAUUGAGAGGUUCUAUGACCCACUCAACGGAUCAGUACAGAUAGAUCAACAUGACAUCAGGAGCUAUAAUUUGAGAAAACUGAGGUCACAUAUUGCCUUGGUGAGUCAGGAGCCCAUUCUCUUUGCAGGAACCAUCUAUGAGAACAUUGUUUAUGGGAAAGAGAAUGCUACAGAAGCUGAAAUAAGGAGGGCUGCACUUCUUGCUAAUGCUCACGAAUUUAUAAGUUCUAUGAAAGAUGGAUACAAAACUUACUGUGGAGAAAGAGGAGUCCAGCUAUCAGGGGGCCAGAAGCAAAGGAUAGCACUCGCUCGAGCAAUAUUGAAGAACCCGGCAAUCAUUCUUUUAGACGAGGCAACCAGUGCCCUUGACAGUAUGUCAGAAAAUCUAGUUCAAGAAGCUCUGGAGAAGAUGAUGGUUGGCAGGACUUGUGUAGUUGUAGCUCACCGGUUAUCCACAAUACAGAAGUCGGACACCAUAGCUGUGAUAAAGAAUGGGAAGGUUGUGGAACAAGGCUCCCAUUCUGAUCUACUUGCUGUUGGACAUGGCGGGACUUACUACUCUUUAAUAAAGCUACAGGGCAAUCAUUCUCCUUAUCGGUGAGCCAAGGCAACUGUUCUUCGGAAAGCUAUGCUUAGAUGAUUCUCAAAUAUGAAGAUUAGCAUUACAAAUGGAAUAUGACCUCUUCCUAUCUUAGCAGCCUACCUUUAUGAAGUUUCAGCAUUUGCUUACCCUGAAGGAGCAGUAGACGACUCCAAUAGAAGUCCCCGCACAAUGAUAUGAAUAAUUCUAUAUAAUCUAUGACCAUCUAAGCAAUAUUCUGAAGUUCAAUUGCAUUCAUGUAAGGCUAAGAAGGACGUGGCUUAGAGUCAGCCACACGAGACUGGUUGAGUCGUGUGUAGUCGAAGAUCAAAAUUUCAAAACAAUGGACCCAAUUCAACAUAUUCUAUAUAGCGCAGCCACAUAGUAACUAAUGAAGUUUUUAAUCAUACGAGUAGAGAUAUAAGGAUUGGAUGGUAAUCCACUUCUUUAAUUUUUACAGCACAUUGAUUCCAGCGACCCCCAACAGACUGAAGUUUCUUGGCAACAAAUAGCA
Messenger RNA from Vitis vinifera (wine grape), 3433 nucleotides. RefSeq names its product putative multidrug resistance protein. NCBI's taxonomy places the organism in Eukaryota, Viridiplantae, Streptophyta, Magnoliopsida, Vitales, Vitaceae. Gene Ontology annotation, molecular function: ATP binding; ABC-type transporter activity; ATP hydrolysis activity. Gene Ontology annotation, biological process: transmembrane transport. The record is from RefSeq and is a predicted model, not a curated record. Gene Ontology annotation, cellular component: membrane. The coding region runs from base 1 to 2940 and encodes 979 amino acids. The transcript is spliced from 3 exons.